Molecule: messenger RNA, 2454 nt
Organism: Lachancea dasiensis
Lineage: Eukaryota; Fungi; Ascomycota; Saccharomycetes; Saccharomycetales; Saccharomycetaceae
Source: the annotation of a GenBank genome assembly
AUGUUUUCCGCCGAUCCUCAAACUGUUGAUACAAGACUGUCUACCAAUUUGGCAAAGUACCACCUUGUUCUACCCAAGAUCUCAAACGUAUCGCAGUUGGCCAAACUUCAAGGUGUUAUCGCUAAUGAGCACCAUACAACAUCAAAGUCUCUCGAUGAGUACUUACGCGUCUCUCACUCGUCAAUCAACCAGCAUGUUCGCAAAUUGGAACUUCAAAGAACUAAACUAACGCGAACGCUCUCAAAACUGCACCAUGCGCUGGAGGAUAUGUCGAUUUCUAAGGAUCUGGCGCUCAAAAUCUCUACUCGCAUCAGAUGUAUAGAUCAAGAGCGUCUUAUAGUGGCUCGAGUGCUUCAGUUUGUAAACGAUACUCAAGUUCUGAAGCAGAAAGUUUUCACGGUUAAUGAAGCUCUGGAACGCUCAGAUUACGAGCUUGCAGCCACCGCCAUAGAUUCAAUCCUGAGUCUUCCUGCCGAAGUAGUAUCUUCUCAAUUUGCCAGUAAAGUAGUACCGUCGUCAGAAAUCCCUGAGGAUCCACAAGUGCUCCUUACCCAGUGGACUCAAAAAUUGGCAAUUGUCUUCAAGGAGGUGUUUGCAAAAGCUGCAUCGGAGCAAGAUGUUAACAAACUGAGUGCUGUCUUCAAAUUAUUUCCGCUGAUUCGAAAAUCCGAACUGGGACUCGAUCUGUAUUCCAGAUACGUUUGUGACAUCAUAGCUGCCGAAAGUCGCAAAAUCAUGACUGGUGCAGCUCCCAACAACACAACUUUCUAUGCCAAAGCCCUGUUGCUAUUAUUUAGAAUAGUUUCGACAGUCAUCAAUGGUCAUUCCAAGCUCAUAUCCGAAGUUUACGGAAAGCAACAUAUGGUCCAUAUAAUGGCAAAGAUGCAACGUGAAGCAGAUAUGCAGGCUGGACUCGUUUUGGAUAGUUUUGUUGAAGCUAGGGGUAUUGACGAGGUUCUACAGUCUAUUGCAAAAUUCGAAAAAGCUUCUGCUUCAACAGAAGCCAGCGAGGUUGAACCUCCAUCUAUGGCUCGAGUCUCUAACCUCAUCAACGAGCACUCUAUGUUUUUACAAAAUUGGUCCAUGUACUGCAGGCUAUUUGCAACGAAAUGGAAAGAGUUUAAUGAAACAACAGUGGAGGAAGGGGUCUUGCAUCUACCGGAUCCAAUACUAAAUGGCCACUUCUAUGGUAAGAUCAACGAUUCAGACUUUUUACAGAAUUUCCAAAAGUUGGUAAGGUUCUAUUUACACACUUCUUUUAACAGAACUGUUGAAUUUGAGUCCUUACCUUCGCUCAACAAAUACAUAUCCAAGAAGCCUUUUCAGCAUGACGAUGUUUCAAGCUACUCAUUUUCGUCUACCGUGGAGGAUAUGACACUUUUGAUUAGAAACUGUUUAAUCCUUAAUGUCAAUACUGGCCGGAGCCUGUUAUUAGACCACUUUCUAGAUGUAUUGAGGAGAUUUUUGCAAAACGAUUACCUGAUCAAAUUUUUACAACAGAAAUUAAGACAGCUGCAACCGCGAUUGACCAGCACCGUUACAUUGAAGAAAUACGUCCCGCACACAGAGUCCAAUCCUGUGUCUCGUGCGGCGUCCCCAGGACUUGCGGAUCCUUCGAAACUAUCGAAUCUUAGGUUCAACAUCAAAGGCGCAGCUUCAAGCGCUUUUUCCAACAUUCAGUCAAAUAUUCAAGCUGUUUACGCAGAUGAGGAGUCUAUCUUGAAACUGCACCAUUAUAUCAUUUACCUCAAUACUCUGAGUAUCGGAGGAGAAUUUUUGCGGAAGUUACUAACUCAAGAGCUUCUAAUUGAUAGUCCAAACCUUUUGAUUGACAACUUUCCUUUUAAUUCCGAAGCACAGGUUCUCAAAGCCAAGGUGGAAAGCACGGAACAGAAUAUACUGUCUCAACAAAACAAACUUCUACAAUGGGCCGUGAAACAGCUGUUCGAAAACCUGUUGCAACAGAAAAUUCGCAAAAUGCUGGGCUCCUUAUUUAUCCAGGGACCAGACAGCACCUACCUCUCCAGUGCAGUGGAUUUCGAAGAUAUGUCUCAUAUUCAACUUUUUGCAGGCGAUUGGAAGGAACUCAUGAUUCCAUACGCCAACACUCUUUACAAAACGUGUUAUUCCCAGCUCUUGUCCUUCAUAGUGGAUUUCUUGGUCGCUCAAAUUGCAACCCGAUUAUGGUCUUUACAAAUCAACGAACUAGGAUCUAUCAAACUAGAUCGUGAACUCAGCUCUCUGAUUGCCAUUGUGUGUGGUGAACAAUAUGCGUUACGUGAGAAGUUCACCAAACUUACUCAGAUUGUGCUAGUGACGGGCUUGGAGGAUGAUGAUUUUGAUCCCGGAACCAACGGCGAUCUCAAGCAGGAGAUUUUAGAUGGCAUCACAUGGGUAUUAACUCCUUCUGAGCGCAUCCGCGCUGGCGGUCUGAGGGUAGACAAGAGACGGUGA